AUGGCAGGACGCGACCUGAUCGGCUAUGGCCCCAACCCGCCGGCGGUUGAAUGGCCCAACGGCGCACGCAUCGCCGUGUCCUUUGUAGUCAACUACGAGGAGGGGUCGGAGAACUCCAUCCUGGACGGCGACGCUCACGGCGAGACGGUUGGUGAGUCGCCGUCGCCGGUGGCCAGGGGUGAGCGAGACCUGGCCAACGAGUCGUUCUUCGAGUAUGGCAGCCGGGUCGGCGUCUGGCGCAUUCUGGAUCUGUUGGACGAGUAUGGCGUCGACUCGACCAUCUUCGCCUGCGCCCUGGCCCUGGAGCGCAACCCCGAGGUGGGGCCGGAGGUCGUCCGCCGGGGACACGAGGUGAUGGGGCACGGCAACCGCUGGGAAGAGUACUACAAUAUGGACCGGGAGGCCGAGCGGCAGGCAAUCCGUGAGGCGGUGGCAUCCAUCACCCGCAGCACCGGGGAGCGGCCGCUGGGCUGGUACACGCGCUAUGGCCCCAGCGUGAACACCCGGGAGCUGGUGGUGGAGGAAGGCGGUUUCGUCUACGACUGCAACGCCUACAACGACGACCUGCCCUACUACACCGAGGUCCACGGCAACCCGUGGCUGGUGGUUCCCUACUCGCUGGAGGUCAACGACUACGGGUUCUGGCGCGGGCAGUUGUCAACGCCGAUGGACUUCUUCGAGUCGGCGCGCAACUGCUUCGACACCCUCUACCGGGAGGGAGCAACGCACCCCAAGAUGAUGUCGGUGGGGCUGCAUUGCCGCAUCAUCGGGAAGCCGGCCCGGGCGGCGGCGCUGCGCCGGUUCAUAGAGUACGUGCGGAGCAAGCCCGAUGUCUGGCUGGCCCGCCGCAUCGACAUCGCCCGGUGGUGGCUGGCGAAUUACCCGGCAGAGUAG
Geodia barretti is the source of this 894-nucleotide messenger RNA. The record is from the annotation of a GenBank genome assembly. Lineage: Eukaryota; Metazoa; Porifera; Demospongiae; Tetractinellida; Geodiidae.